UGGAGGGCUACUCUCUAACACGUUCCGUCGUACGAUACGAAAAACGAAAACCGUACGUUAAUGACGGCAUAUCGGUACUCUGUACCAACUUCGGCCGCGCUACGUUCUUCGAAAAUCAUAGACAAAUCAUAGAGGUACUACGUGAAUGAACGAAAUAGUGAAAUGAAUGAAUGUAUUGGUUGGGCUUUCAAGUUGCUUAUCGGUAAAUUACCGGUUUUAUUAAAACAUUGCAUAUUAUCAUUUUUACGUAAAAUUAAAAUGCGCUGUUUGUUUUUAUGUACAUUAAACUGAUUUAUUUAAAUGAUUUUUCAUGCAGAGACGUUUAAAUUACAAAUUUUUGAUAAAAUCAAAAUAUUUCUACUCUACUUUUUUCACUAUGGUAGUCUGUGACUUUCUGUCAAAGAGGCUCAUAAAAAAAUCAAACACAAAACAAAGUUAAGUUGAAGUUGAACGCGCCAAAGUUAAUUUCUUUCUACCAUGGCUGGGUCUGGGAACUGCAGCACGGAGCAGAUUCAAGAGCUCUUGGAGUUUUUAUUUGAGCACCAAGACCUCGCGCGCGGUAGAAUGAGGAACGUAGAAGGGAGAGCGCGAAGCAAUCGCCUGUGGCAGGAAAUCGCCCAAAAGCUGAAUGCUUUGGGGGGCUGCGCGAAAACAGUCUCGCAGUGGAUGAAGGUGUGGGCCGAUAGAAAAUACCUGGCCAAAAAGGCCGCUGCGGCAGUGAGAGUGCAGCAUUCAGGCACAGGAGGUGGCCCGUCUACUGCUCCUCAACUGGCGCAAUGGGAGCUGAAAGUGCUGGAGAUAAUGGGGGAAGGAUUUGGUGGCCCCAUAUCUACCGCGAGGGUCCCAGCUUUCCCAACAUCUGAGCUGAACACUCCGGCAAUAGUUAACUCAGUUAACUCGGCUUCUGGUAGCUCAUCUCAGGACCACCGCCCGCCCACAGCCAGCAUCAUUUCAGAGCUGUACACUGCACCAGCUUUAAAUUCGGCCACUGCCGGCUCCUCGGACCUCCACCCACCCACUGCCAUUAUCAUUUCAGAGAAUAACACAACUGAAAAUGACAAUGCUGCCAGCGCUCCUUACACACGUCCCACUGCAAGGCGGAGGUUAAUACAAACAAGACCUAGCAGGGAACAGUCAUUCAGGGUGCGGAUGCAGGAUCUUGAAGAACAGAAGGUCAAGGAGCUGACAAAUAUCAGAGAAUCAUUGCAAGAACUGGUUUCAAUAGCAAAAAAUUUGUUUGAAAAACCUUGAUUUGCUAUUGAAAUUAGUUCAUGCAAUGAUUCUGUCAUUUUUUAUUUUAUUAUUAUUACUAUUAUAUCUUUAUUGCAUCAAAAAUAGAUGUGUUAGAUAGUUUUAUAGAAAAAUGAUUAUUUAUAUGUUGAAUUGUUAGUAAAAAAAUGUUCCUAUAAGUACUAGUAAAUGUUCCUAUAAGUACUAAGUGUUAGUUUAUAAGUAAUUUUAUCAGUGUUUAAGCAAUAAGUAGCAAUAUUUGACUGAAACCAAAAAAUAAAAAUCUCUUAUUUAGAAAAA
Plutella xylostella (diamondback moth) is the source of this 1530-nucleotide messenger RNA. RefSeq lists its product as uncharacterized. Gene Ontology annotation, cellular component: nucleus. Lineage: Eukaryota; Metazoa; Arthropoda; Insecta; Lepidoptera; Plutellidae. The record is from RefSeq and is a predicted model, not a curated record.